Erpetoichthys calabaricus (reedfish) is the source of this 1762-nucleotide messenger RNA. RefSeq names its product transmembrane protein 79-like. The record is from RefSeq and is a predicted model, not a curated record. The transcript has 4 exons. Gene Ontology annotation, biological process: regulated exocytosis. Bases 290 to 1486 code for a protein of 398 amino acids. Gene Ontology annotation, cellular component: trans-Golgi network membrane; lysosomal membrane. Lineage: Eukaryota; Metazoa; Chordata; Cladistia; Polypteriformes; Polypteridae.
GACCUUAGUGGGAGAGCAGGCGAUGCCUCCAGGGCUCCAUAUAGGCAGCUGAGAAGAUCUGAGUGGUGAUUAAUUCAGGAAGGACCAGGGUGGGAUGAAGUUCCACCAUUCGACAUCCUGUGAGUGUUUGAAAGGAGAGGGCUUUAGUAGUUUUAAUGUUCUACUGAGGGCUGUUACAUCCUUUCUUAGAACAGGGAAGGAGGGUACUUUAGUGGUCUUUACAUGGUCUCACUCCAUUUGGGGCAGCCUUUGUGUCUCAGCCUAUUCAUCCCUCUGUUCCAGCUGAAUCAUGUCUUCGGGCUCUCGGCAGCCUGCCAGCCUUCGUCAGCUAAAGGAAUUUGACAAUCUUACCGAGUCCAUCAGUGACCUGGUCCACCAGCUGCAGGAUAUCGAUCCCACCCGCCUUUCAUUCUCCCCUUUUCUGGAUCUGGACACACAGAUCUCAUUGGCUCCUGUUUCCGACAGUCCCGAGUCAUCCGUGUCUGAACUCAACUCCAUCUCUGUGUCAGCACCAGGUUCCCGUACCUCAAUUGAGAUCCUGUCAGUCGAGGAGCAGUGUGAACCAGCGACUAGAGAAGACAGCCGAAUCAAAGAUGGGCAGAAUUUGGAACCCAGUAUUUCAGAAGUGUCACUGAAAGUUGCAAUGGAGGCGGAAGAGGAGGAGGAAGAAGAAGAGGAGCAAGAAGAACUAGAGCUUGUAACUUUGGGUAUGAUAAGUGAGACGUCUUUUUUGGACGUCAACAAAGACAUAGAUGGAUCGGUUCCUCAAAAUAUUAACACAAGGGUGGAGCUUCAUGAAGAGCUGGAUAGUGAAGAAGCUGAGGAAGAACAGCCAUUUUUGGGCAAUAACUCAUGGCCCAGUUCCCCAUCUCCAGAAGAUACGGAUAGGGGGUGCAGGAAAUGCUGCCCGGGUGUCCGUCUCAGACUUCUCAUGUCCAGCUUCGCUGCGCUCCUCCUCACACCUUGCAUUUUAUACGGGACUUAUAUGUACCUACCCUUUGACCCACCAGUCUGCAGGGACUUGACCGAACGCAUUGUCUAUGCCAUCCAGUGCUGCGUGGUGUUGACUUUGCCAGUCAUUCUAGGCCUUCUCUCCAGUGCUGCCGCCACACUCUGUUCAGCCACCGCUCAAGAUUCUCCAGCUCAAGGUGCCACUCUGCAGCAGGUGUUUGUCUCUUCUUCCUCAGAACAUCUUAGCCUUUACGCCCUCAACCUUGUAGCCCUGGCCACAUUCUUGGAGCAGGGGCAGUUACGUGCCAUUCCCAUCCUGGCAGGGUUGUUUGGGGUCAGCAGGUUGCUCUACUGGGUGUCUCUGCACGUCUGCUCAUCACUCCGAGGAUUUGCGUCUGGGCUCAGCUUCUUUCCACUUCUGGCAAUGAGUGUCUUUAAUACAAGUUGCAUCUGUGGCUUGAACUUUCUCCAUUUACUCCUUAACCACUUUGGAAGCAACUCUUCUGAGACGACAGCUACUCCUGGGACUGGCUGAACACAUCCAACAUGAGGAGAACAGCAGCCUUUGCACCCCACACAGGCGUGUAUUUAGUUCAUAAGCACCAGGCGAGGUGAACUUUUCUCAAGUGUCCUAGUAUUCCUCAGGACAUUCUCAUUUGCUUUUUCCCAUUUUUUUUUCCUGCUAUUGGAGAUGUAUAAAUGAAUAGUAGAUUAGUUGAGGGAGGUCAUCUUUAAAUGAUGUAUUAAAAGUGAACAUUUCUAUAAAACGUCACUAUUUUCGUUGAUUUGAGGAAAAAACAGUGCAUAUGAA